GGCGACGAAAGUAUCUAAAUAUACUAGUGUUGGUGCUAAAGAUUAUAGAAUGGUGCGUCACUUUUAAUAUAACGUAGUUUUUUAAGUAAUUUGUGAUAAUAAAGGCUACUGGAAGGCGCGCUCCCGCCAAUAUAUCGCCAUUUUUGUUUAUGUAGCAAACCACACGGUGGGUUUGCCCGUUCGAUUAGUAGUUGAACAUAAAUCGGACCGAUUUGCUACCGUAUUGUCAUGCACAGGGGCACAGAGUCAUUGAUCAGUAAUAUUGAAAAAUUUCCGUGUCUGUGGAAUAUAAGACAUGAGAAUUAUAACAAUCGAACUAUAAAAGACGAUGCAUGGGAAUAUAUUAAUAGUCAAUUACAUUCAGACUGGUAUGAACUUAGUGAAAACAAAAAGAAGGUUAAAGCUGCCGAUACCAAAAAGAAAUGGACGAACAUAAGAGAUUGUUACAGACGGGAUUGGACAAGAAUGAAAAACUUAACCCCAGAAGCAGCUUUGAAACACAAACGAUAUAUUUAUUCCGACCUAUUAUCUUUUAUGGAUCCAGUCUUUAACAUACCAAGAUAUUUUGAUGGCAACUCCACUACAAAUGAAGAUACCCAGUCAUCUAGCGUAGAAGAAGAGGAAGAAGAAGAGACAGAAGACCAGGAUUUUGAGGAUCAGCUAUGUGAGAUAAUGAUUAAGCCUGAAAUUGAAGAGGAGAAGGCGAGCAAUGACGUACCUAGUCAAGUACGGAAUCUGUUAUAUCAGACUCAGACACAAACAAAACCGAACAAAAGGCGGCAAAUGAAAGAUCACGAUGAUGGCGAUGAUAACGAUGAUACAAAGUAUUUGCUAAGUUUUCGUUCGUACAUGAAGAAAAUGAACACCGGAGAAAAGAUAGACUUCAAAAUAGGAAUGUUAGAAUUGGUGAAAAACAUAAUGGGGUCAUCGACUUCAAAUUAUUAGAAUUUCUAGUCUCUAAAUAUUUUUAUUGUACGGCAAACUGACCUGAUGAUAAGUGACAAACAUCAGUUUGUUAAUUGAACAACACCACGUCAUCAUGUGACACCCGUAAUACUCAUGCCUUGCUAUUCCAGAAGACUAAACGCUGCAGCUACCUCGAAUUCUAUAUCUUUUCUCACUGUCAAUCAACAGCAAUCCUCAUUAAAAAUAGUUCUAUAUCUCCGAAGGUAAAGAUCUAUCCAAACGAAUGUUUGACACCAGUGAUAAUUUAUUCCUAGCAGUGUAAUUAAUAAUUCUAACCAAAACAUUGGUUGUAAAGCAAACUGCUUGACGGUAAAAAUAGGCGAGACAGAAUAAUUGAAUUUAUGUAAAUAUAAAACAAAAUGAAAAUAACCUAGAUCGAGAUACUGCGAGAGCAAUGUUGAAAUAUAAAUUCGGCGAAAAUUAUACGACUAAGUAAUGAGUCUAUGAAGUUAUGUUCUAUUCCUGAGUUAUACACACAGCAAUAAUAUGAUAUAGUUAAUUUUAAACUUUCUUGUUUAAUAUACAUUAUUUAAAUUAUUAACCGGGUCUUAACUUAGUCGAAACGUCGAGAGAGGUAAAUACCUUUAUUUGCCAUAAAAUUAUUCGUGUUAAGACCCGGUUAAUAAAUUAAAUAACAAUAUGAUAUCUUCUUAAAUGUUUUAUGUGAUAA
Achroia grisella is the source of this 1636-nucleotide messenger RNA. RefSeq lists its product as uncharacterized. Gene Ontology annotation, cellular component: transcription regulator complex; nucleus. The transcript has 3 exons. Gene Ontology annotation, molecular function: DNA binding. The record is from RefSeq and is a predicted model, not a curated record. Gene Ontology annotation, biological process: regulation of transcription by RNA polymerase II. Lineage: Eukaryota; Metazoa; Arthropoda; Insecta; Lepidoptera; Pyralidae. The coding region runs from base 229 to 945 and encodes 238 amino acids.